Messenger RNA from Gongylonema pulchrum, 345 nucleotides. The record is from the annotation of a GenBank genome assembly. NCBI's taxonomy places the organism in Eukaryota, Metazoa, Nematoda, Chromadorea, Rhabditida, Gongylonematidae.
AAUACACGUGACCGUUCGACUUGUGUUGGCGCCAAAUCUGUGCAAACGAGCGAUGUGGAGAUGGAUCUGAGAAUUGGCUCAACUCACUGUCUCAAUAUUUCAGUCCUUUCAAAAGCCUCAAAUUAUUUGUACUUUGUUACGAACUGGAAUGGUCAUGAAUUAUAUGGUGUCUUGGGUGAUGGAUUACCCCCGCUACAAAAUACUUAUUUGAGUAAAAAGUCAAACAGAAGCUCAUCAGUUUGUCCAGUCAACGGGUUUCCUGAAACUAAGCUGACAGGAAGAAAAAGUUUGGUUGGAGCUAUAGGCCGACCACCAAGCGCCUCAACCAGUGACGUGCAGUGUUAG